Messenger RNA from Amoebophrya sp. A120, 3975 nucleotides. The record is from the annotation of a GenBank genome assembly. Lineage: Eukaryota; Dinophyceae; Syndiniales; Amoebophryaceae.
AGGUCUUUCGUCUUUGGCUUCUUACAAAGGUUUAAACGAAUACGACUAUUUUUAUUCUAAAAAGCUCGUUCUCCCAACAAGACAUUCUUUCACGACUACCCCUUCUACCGUCGGAAACUUGAACUUCGUUUCAGGAAAUAUUAAGCUUUUGUGCUGGUGACCCUGACCACGCUUCUAGUGCACAUCAGGAUGACGCAAUCUAUUUCUCUCUGUCGCAGCACCUCCACGACAUCAUGGGCAGCGGCAGCUGUACUGCUCGGAACAAAUCCUUCGGUCUCCGUGGGGACGAAGAUGACCCAUGCUGCGGCCGGGAAAAAUGAUCGGAAGUUGGUAGAUACGAAGAAGAGCAGCACGACGAAUUUUUAUCAACAGACCCAGCGCAAGAAAACUAUGACCCCCAAGAACGGCGCAGCACUUCAAAAGGGGGGCUCGUCUUUUCUACACAAAAUGGGAAUGAAGAUGAACAAGCCCCCUACUUCCAGCACAACGAGUGCGGUAGAUGAAAGUGACACGACGACGCCGCUGCGAGCUGGACCAUCUACCGCAAAUUUCUUGCAGAAGGAACAAAAAGAAGCCUGCCCUGGUACAACUCCAUGGGUUGCAACCGAUGCUCCACCGACUGAAGAUUCGACACUUGCUCCUUCGUCAAACGGAAGUACUGGUCCGGGUACUACUACUAAUACCCAGCUCACCACGUCCGGAAGUCAAGUUUUUACGACGCUUUUCGAUUGUGGGCCGGAGAAUUUCGUGUCCCCCGAGUGCUUUGAGCACUACAAUAAAGAAGGCGAUCCGACAAACGGGCCGGUCAACUACAAGCUGACUGAAGACAUGAAGAAAAAGUUGGUUCAGGUGAUCGACGACCCAGUUGCCACUUCCGCGAACAAAAAAAUCCUCCGCACCCUGGUUGACGACGAGUGGCAGGGAAAGUCAGUCCGCCAAUCUGUCCGUCUCACCACGGUGAAACCGCUGCCGAAAAAGUCGAUUGCGUUUGUCGACGUGCUGGCCAUGCCGGCGGGGCUGGGCACCUGGCCGGCCCUGUGGACGAACCACGGCGAGAACCAUCCGGGCACCAUAUUACAAUGAAAAAUGCCCCCCCCCGCCCCAGAACUUGGGAGCAUUUGUAUUGCAAACCUUUUCAAGGGAAACACUCGCCGUGUUGCAUGUAUCAGCAUCACAGAUUUUCAGUCGUGAAGAGCAAAAAUCUGUAUUGCAAAAGAUCCCAGCAAGGGGGGCGCAUGUCAUGCAAGCGAUGCUGUACUAUACGACUAGACCCUGCACCAGAAAGAUUCAUAGUUAGUCCUUUCAGGCAAGACAAACAGUUUUCAUUUGGAAACUUCGCAUCAGAAAUUAUUUCAAUUUUCGGGGUGGGGGCAUUUUUCACCGUAAUACACCACCUGGCCCGCCGGGAUGGAGAUCGACAUCAUGGAACACGUCAAUUUGGAUAUCAAAAUGGAAAAUCCCCCCUGCUCCCCAUAUUGAAAACCUAUGUUUCCGAAAAUUUGUGUUGCUGAUUUGAGGUCACAAAUCAAAUGCGUCUUGCAAGACGACAAGGGCAGAAGCUUCCGCCUUAUUAGGGAAGCGAUUUGUCAUGCUGGUGGGCUUAAAGGGGAGCCGUUUGCCAUGCUGAGCAACUAGACCCAUACGCCCCUACCUACCCUGGGGCUCUGGGCGGAAUGCCUUCCUGCAAUACAAAGCUGAUUAUUUGUGUACACAAAUCCAGCGUCAGAAAUUUCGUUUUGAUAUGGGGAGGGGGGAUUUUUCCUUGCAAUAUUGGAACAGGAGGGCCUGUCCACCCUGCACGCCAGUCCGUGCAAGGACCGCAACGACGGCAAGCUAAACGCGGAGGGCGUGCGUACAAGGCCUUGCACGACGUCCCCGGAGUGCAAGCUUCCGUGGGCGGGGAAGCAGAACCCGCUGCCGGACAAGUACACACCUUGGACCCGCCCCGGCGGAAAAUCUUUUUCGCGCAACACCAAUGACUGCAACUACGGCGGGCGGUGGGGAACGGUCGAGGAGAAAAAUUGCCCGAACGCGGGGUGCGCCACGGGGACCGCCGGCAUUCCGAUGGGGGAGGAGUUCAACAAGCAAAACGGGUAUCAACUGUAAAAAUGUCUGGGUCUCGAAGAUUGCCAGGUUUGUCAUGCACAUUUUGCAUGACUCCUGAUGUCUGUGAUGCAUGCCCUAGCAUCACAGAUUUGGUGAGGGCUUCCUGAUGCCUAUACUGCAUGACAAAUGGUCUUUCCGUGUAGCAAAACUUGGACUCUCUUUGCUGCUCAUGCAAUACAGAUUUUUUUACCUAGAAUCCAAAAUCAGCAUGACAAGUUGCAUUCUUUCAGACCCAGACACUUUUACACUUGAUAACGGGGGCGUCUACGCCAUGUACUUCGACGACGACAUUGCGGCGAUGUGGUUUUGGAGUCGGGUAUGAGAGUGCACAACUCCACCCCCUCCCCUUCAUUUGUAUUGCAUGAACAGCAAUAUAAGCGUCAGCAAGCUGCAUACAGGUUUUCCAUGACAAAUUUGGACAGGAGUGCAGUGCUAUUUGGACUGCCAGAACUUGUCAUGCAAACAGUGCCAAGAGGCAAGGCGUAAGGUAGGGCUUUUGCAUGACAAAUGAGAGGGAGGGGGAGUUGUGCACUCUCAUACCGGGAGGAAAUCGACAGCAGGUUCAACGGGCAGAUCACUGCGGAACUGGUAGAGUUCGUGUUGCAAAACGAGAAACCCUACAUCAUCUUCCCGAUCAACAAGUGCGACGUCGACGUGCAGUACUACAUCAUCAACACGACCUUGUGCGGGGAGUUUGCGGGCGACAAUUUUGUCGGGGGCCCGGGUGGGAAACCGCUGCACCCCGAUGACAAGGACGAUGGGGAGUUCGUGAUUGACAAACAUCAAGACGCGAAGGCCGUGCGGCUGGCCAACCGUGGAGCGUGUAAUGACUACGUGUUGAACAAUCCAGAGUCGAACAAAGAGUGGAAGCAGCGGAACGGGGGAAUCAUGCCGCACUUUGACAUCCGCUCGUUCACUUAUCGCAAGAAAAAACUGUUUCACUGUGAACUUGUGAUGCAGAAAAUGGAACACAAAACUAUUUGUCUUGCUGCACCCGCAAGACACUGGAUUUGUAAGCGUGUGUUCCCUUUGGAAGCCCGCAUGACAAAUUUUCAGUGUCAUGUGUAGCAAACUUGUGAUGCAGAUCUUGCAAAAUCAUCACAGUGAAACAGUUUUUUUCAUGGGAUAUCACUGCGUAUGAUGUCACUGCCGCGAGCGUCACGCUGGAGAGCUUGCAAUGAAGUGUGAAGAAGUAGCAGUAGAAGACAUCAACAUCAAAGUCGUGAUCGAAGUGUUUGCUUCGAGUGACGAGAAUUAUAUCGUGCAAUCAUGUAGUUGUAGCUUUCUCUUUCUCAUCUCGCAGCUAGUCUUGAAAUAAAUCAGUCCCGAAACCGACCGGCAUCGUGUGCGCUAGCGGUCGAUUAAGAAUUGUCUUUACUUGUUUUCGUGAAAAUACGAUUUUUAUAUGUUUUUCACGUCUUUUAUCCCAAGAAAAGAAGCAGAUCAAAAUCAUUCCGAAUUCCGAUCCGACGUUGUCUUUGAGGUGUAAGUAAAUCACUUUUUCAUUAUUUCCAUUACAUUAUUUAAUUUUAUAGCUGUUUCGGUCGACUUUUUGCAUUGCCUUUCACAACAAGUUUGAAGCACCCACUUGCCUUUCACAUACAGCACCCACUUGCCUUUCAUAACAAGUUUGAAGCACCCACUUGCCUUUCACAACAAGUUUGAAGCACCCACUUGCCUUUCACGAUUGACUUGUGACAGUGAACUCACUGUGGACAGAGGCGCAUAACCUGCGCGCGUCGACGCCCCCUAGCGAUCGACUGACUCUAUAAGAAAUCGGUUUCAAUAAUUUUACUCGUAGGCUGAAGCUGUAGAAACUCUCCCACGUACUAGGCAGCCACGACAACACGAUGGUUGGAUUUGAAGCAC